CUCUGACCAUGACAUGUGAUGACGGAUCAUAUUUUGACCCGCAAACGAAGGACUGCAAGGAAGAUGUUCAUAACGUGUGCCAGGUAACACCAUCUCCCUCCGGAGAUCGUUGCAUUGACUUCGCGGCAGGAACAUGUUACGAACAUGAGAACAACUGUGCAAAAUAUUAUAUGUGUGUUGGCGGUGUUUCUUUGGAGAUGAAAUGUGACUAUAAUUAUUUCUAUGACAAAAAAUUGGGAUGUUGUGCUGAGGAUACCAAGAAAGAAUGUCAAUACUCCAGAACGACUAUGAGGCCGAAACCAACGACAAAAUCGACCACAAAACAAACCACUAAGAAAACUACAAAAAAGACGACAAAGACUCCAACGAGAUCAACAAAAAGAACAUCGUCCACUAAAAAAACUCCGACAGCUACUUCAACACCAACAAAGUCCACCAACUCAACUACAACCCCUAGACGGUCAACUAGUCCGAAAACUAGUUCUGUAAAACCAACCGGAACUACAAGGAAUCCAACAAAAUCAACUUUAUCCACCGAAAAGACAAUUUCACCAACUCCGACAACCAAUACAAGUACAAGAACUUCAAAACAAACAAAGCCCAGUUAUUCAACUUCAACUUCAACAACUAGUUCAACCGGAACACCAAAUAAUACAACAAUUUCACCGACCACCCGAAAAACAACUAAGGCAUCACCUAGUUCCACUACAACCACCAAAAAAGGAAGUUCAACCACUCCGACGACUAAAACUACAACAAAGGUAUCAUCUAGUUCUACUUCAACUACCAAAAAAGGAGGUUCAACCACAACUCCGACAAGUACAGGAACUUCAACACCAACAAAGCCCAAUAAUUCAAAUUCAACUACUCCAGGGUCCACAAGUUCAACCGGUACACCAAAUAAUACAACUUUAUCAACCGAAACUACAACAAAGGCAUCAUCUAGUUCCACUUCAACCACCAAAAAAGGAAGUUCAACCACUCCGACGACUGAAACUACAACAAAGGUAUCAUCUAGUUCUACUUCAACUACCAAAAAAGGAGGUUCAACCACAACUCCGACAAGUACAGGAACUUCAACACCAACAAAGCCCAAUAAUUCAAAUUCAACUACUCCAGGGUCCACAAGUUCAACCGGUACACCAAAUAAUACAACUUUAUCAACCGAAACUACAACAAAGGCAUCAUCUAGUUCCACUUCAACCACCAAAAAAGGAAGUUCAACCACUCCGACGACUGAAACUACAACAAAGGUAUCAUCUAGUUCUACUUCAACUACCAAAAAUGGAGGUUCAACCACAACUCCGACAAGUACAGGAACUUCAACACCAACAAAGCCCAAUAAUUCAAAUUCAACUACUCCAGGGUCCACAAGUUCAACCGGUACACCAAAUAAUACAACUUUAUCAACCGAAACUACAACAAAGGCAUCAUCUAGUUCCACUUCAACCACCAAAAAAGGAAGUUCAACCACUCCGACGACUGAAACUACAACAAAGGUAUCAUCUAGUUCUACUUCAACUACCAAAAAAGGAGGUUCAACCACAACUCCGACAAGUACAGGAACUUCAACACCAACAAAGCCCAAUAAUUCAAAUUCAACUACUCCAGGGUCCACAAGUUCAACCGGUACACCAAAUAAUACAACUUUAUCAACCGAAACUACAACAAAGGCAUCAUCUAGUUCCACUUCAACCACCAAAAAAGGAAGUUCAACCACUCCGACGACUGAAACUACAACAAAGGUAUCAUCUAGUUCUACUUCAACUACCAAAAAUGGAGGUUCAACCACAACUCCGACAAGUACAGGAACUUCAACACCAACAAAGCCCAAUAAUUCAAAUUCAACUACUCCAGGGUCCACAAGUUCAACCGGUACACCAAAUAAUACAACUUUAUCAACCGAAACUACAACAAAGGCAUCAUCUAGUUCCACUUCAACCACCAAAAAAGGAAGUUCAACCACUCCGACGACUGAAACUACAACAAAGGUAUCAUCUAGUUCUACUUCAACUACCAAAAAAGGAGGUUCAACCACAACUCCGACAAGUACAGGAACUUCAACACCAACAAAGCCCAAUAAUUCAAAUUCAACUACUCCAGGGUCCACAAGUUCAACCGGUACACCAAAUAAUACAACUUUAUCAACCGAAACUACAACAAAGACAUCAUCUAGUUCCACUUCAACCACCAAAAACGGAAGUUCAACCACUGCUACAAAAAGAACUCAGAAAACCAGUACAAGUAGAAAAACCGCAACACCAACAGAGCCCAAUAGUUCAACUUUAAGCUCUAGUUCAACCGGAACACCAAAUAAUACAACAAUUUCACCGACCACCCGAAAAACAACUAAGGCAUCACCUAGUUCUACUACAACCACCAAAAAAGGAAGUUCAACCACUCCGACGACUAAAACUACAACAAAGGUAUCAUCUAGUUCUACUUCAACUACCAAAAAAGGAGGUUCAACCACAACCCCGACAAGUACAGAAACUUCAACACCAACAAAGCCCAAUAAUUCAAAUUCAACUACUCCAGGGUCCACAAGUUCAACCGGUACACCAAAUAAUACAACUUUAUCAACCGAAACUACAACAAAGGCAUCAUCUAGUUCCACUUCAACCACCAAAAAAGGAAGUUCAACCACUCCGACGACUGAAACUACAACAAAGGUAUCAUCUAGUUCUACUUCAACUACCAAAAAAGGAGGUUCAACCACAACUCCGACAAGUACAGGAACUUCAACACCAACAGAGCCCAAUAGUUCAACUUUAAGCUCUAGUUCAACCGGAACACCAAAUAAUACAACAAUUUCACCGACCACCCGAAAAACAACUAAGGCAUCACCUAGUUCUACUACAACCACCAAAAAAGGAAGUUCAACCACUCCGACGACUGAAACUACAACAAAGGUAUCAUCUAGUUCUACUUCAACUACCAAAAAAGGAGGUUCAACCACAACUCCGACAAGUACAGGAACUUCAACACCAACAAAGCCCAAUAAUUCAAAUUCAACUACUCCAGGGUCCACAAGUUCAACCGGUACACCAAAUAAUACAACUUUAUCAACCGAAACUACAACAAAGGCAUCAUCUAGUUCCACUUCAACCACCAAAAAAGGAAGUUCAACCACUCCGACGACUGAAACUACAACAAAGGUAUCAUCUAGUUCUACUUCAACUACCAAAAAAGGAGGUUCAACCACAACUCCGACAAGUACAGGAACUUCAACACCAACAAAGCCCAAUAAUUCAAAUUCAACUACUCCAGGGUCCACAAGUUCAACCGGUACACCAAAUAAUACAACUUUAUCAACCGAAACUACAACAAAGGCAUCAUCUAGUUCCACUUCAACCACCAAAAAAGGAAGUUCAACCACUCCGACGACUGAAACUACAACAAAGGUAUCAUCUAGUUCUACUUCAACUACCAAAAAAGGAGGUUCAACCACAACUCCGACAAGUACAGGAACUUCAACACCAACAGAGCCCAAUAGUUCAACUUUAAGCUCUAGUUCAACCGGAACACCAAAUAAUACAACAAUUUCACCGACCACCCGAAAAACAACUAAGGCAUCACCUAGUUCUACUACAACCACCAAAAAAGGAAGUUCAACCACUCCGACGACUGAAACUACAACAAAGGUAUCAUCUAGUUCUACUUCAACUACCAAAAAAGGAGGUUCAACCACAACUCCGACAAGUACAGGAACUUCAACACCAACAAAGCCCAAUAAUUCAAAUUCAACUACUCCAGGGUCCACAAGUUCAACCGGUACACCAAAUAAUACAACUUUAUCAACCGAAACUACAACAAAGGCAUCAUCUAGUUCCACUUCAACCACCAAAAAAGGAAGUUCAACCACUCCGACGACUGAAACUACAACAAAGGUAUCAUCUAGUUCUACUUCAACUACCAAAAAAGGAGGUUCAACCACAACUCCGACAAGUACAGGAACUUCAACACCAACAAAGCCCAAUAAUUCAAAUUCAACUACUCCAGGGUCCACAAGUUCAACCGGUACACCAAAUAAUACAACUUUAUCAACCGAAACUACAACAAAGGCAUCAUCUAGUUCCACUUCAACCACCAAAAAAGGAAGUUCAACCACUCCGACGACUGAAACUACAAUAAAGGUAUCAUCUAGUUCUACUUCAACUACCAAAAAAGGAGGUUCAACCACAACUCCGACAAGUACAGGAACUUCAACACCAACAGAGCCCAAUAGUUCAACUUUAAGCUCUAGUUCAACCGGAACACCAAAUAAUACAACAAUUUCACCGACCACCCGAAAAACAACUAAGGCAUCACCUAGUUCUACUACAACCACCAAAAAAGGAAGUUCAACCACUCCGACGACUGAAACUACAACAAAGGUAUCAUCUAGUUCUACUUCAACUACCAAAAAAGGAGGUUCAACCACAACUCCGACAAGUACAGGAACUUCAACACCAACAAAGCCCAAUAAUUCAAAUUCAACUACUCCAGGGUCCACAAGUUCAACCGGUACACCAAAUAAUACAACUUUAUCAACCGAAACUACAACAAAGGCAUCAUCUAGUUCCACUUCAACCACCAAAAAAGGAAGUUCAACCACUCCGACGACUGAAACUACAACAAAGGUAUCAUCUAGUUCUACUUCAACUACCAAAAAAGGAGGUUCAACCACAACUCCGAAAAGUACAGGAACUUCAACACCAACAAAGCCCAAUAAUUCAAAUUCAACUACUCCAGGGUCCACAAGUUCAACCGGUACACCAAAUAAUACAACUUUAUCAACCGAAACUACAACAAAGACAUCAUCUAGUUCCACUUCAACCACCAAAAACGGAAGUUCAACCACUGCUACAAAAAGAACUCAGAAAACCAGUACAAGUAGAAAAACCGCAACACCAACAGAGCCCAAUAGUUCAACUUUAAGCUCUAGUUCAACCGGAACACCAAAUAAUACAACAAUUUCACCGACCACCACAGUGGGAACAAAGUCCACAUCGAAAGCACCAACAGUUUCUCCAACUGCUUCACCGAAUUCCACUGGUCCAACUGGUCCAACUAAAUCAACUCGUCCUACUCGUCCAACGAAACCAACUCUUCCAACUCCGUCCACCAAGCCCACUGCAACACCAACUUCAAAAACAACUCCGUCAACCACUACAAGUUCAAGAACUUCAAAACCAACCAAGCCCAAUAAUUCAACUCCAAGCGGAACACCAAAUAAUACAACAAUUUCACCGACCACCACAGUGGGAACAAAGUCCACAUCGAAAGCACCAACAGUUUCUUCAACUGCUUCACCGAAUUCCACUCGUCCAACUGGUCCAACUAAAUCAACUCGUCCUACUCGUCCAACGAAACCGACUCUUCCAACUCCGUCCACCAAGCCCACUGCAACACCAACUUCAAAAACAACUCCGUCAACCACUACAAGUUCAAGAACUUCAAAACCAACCAAGCCCAAUAAUUCAACUCCAAGCUCUACUUCAACCGGAACACCAAAUAAUACAACAAUUUCACCGACCACCACAGUGGGAACAAAGUCCACAUCGAAAGCACCAACAGGUUCACCGAAUUCCACUCGUCCAACUGGUCCAACUAAAUCAACUCGCCCCACUCGUCCAACGAAACCAACUCUUCCAACUCCGUCCACCGAGCCCACUGCAACACCAACUUCAAAAACAACUCCGUCAACCACUACAAGUUCAACUGGUCCAACUAAAUCAACUCGUCCUACUCGUCCAACGAAUACAACUCCGUCCACCAAGCCCACUGCAACACCAACUUCAAAAACAACUCCGUCAACCACUACAAGUUCAAGAACUUCAAAACCAACCAAGCCCAAUAAUUCAACUCCAAGCUCUACUUCAACCAGAACACCAAAUAAUACAACAAUUUCACCGACCACCCGAAAAACAACUAAACCUACAACAAAGACAUCAGUAAGUCCCACUACAACCACCAAAAAAGGAGGUUCGACCACCCGAAAAACAACAAAGAAACCAACUAGACGCACAACAAAAAAACCAUGUGACAUGACACCAACAAAAAAAAGGACCACCACAACAAUUCGAUCUUCGACGCGUCGUCCAACCAAACCAACAACAAAAUCAACAUCGCAAACAACUUCAAAAACAACUCCAAAAACAGUUUCAACUAGAUCGACACCGUCCACAGCAAGAACAAACCCAACAACGAAAGGAUCAAAGCCUUCCACUACUCCAACCAAUACUACAGUACCAUCAUCCUCAACGACAACAACAAGUUCCACAACUCCCGACUCAACUGGAAUAACUAUGAGUUCACAAGAACCUAUCACAGACGAAUCAUCGACAUCUGAAGAACCAACGACAUCCGAGGAACCAACGACAUCUGAGGAACCAACGACAUCCGAGGAACCAACGACAUCCGAGGAACCAACGACAUCCGAGGAACCAACGACAUCCGAGGAACCAACGACAUCCGAGGAACCAACGACAUCCGAGGAACCAACAACGGUUACAGACGAGUCAACACCACCGAACAAUGGUUCCACUUUACCAACAAAAUAUCCAACUCGUCCUACUCGAACUAGUCCAACUCCUUCAACUAAACGCCCUCGGACUACUCGCCCAACUCCUUCAACUAAACGCCCUCGCCCAACUACUUCAACUAAACGCCCUCGGCCUACUCGCCCAACUCGUCCAACUCGCCCAACAAAGCCCACUACAACACCACCUUCAAAUACAACCCAAGGAACAAGUUCAACUUACACUUCCACAGAAGGAACAAACUCCACAUCAAACCAAUCAACAACUUCCAUAACUCCAACCAAUGCUACAGUAACAUCAGUCUCAACGACAACAACAAGUCCCACUCUCAACACAACUUCAUCAACAUCGACAUCUGAAAAACCAACGACACCCAAGGAACCAACUACAUCUGAAGAGCCAACAACGGUUACAGACGAGUCAACACCACCGAACAAUGGUUCCACUUUAUCAACAAAAUAUCCAACUCGCCCAACUCGUCCAACUCGACCAACUCCCACCAAGUCCACUACAACACCAUCUUCAAAUACAACCCAAGAAACAAGUUCAACUAACACUUCCACAGAAGGAACAAGCUCCACAUCAAACCAAUCAACACCUUCCAUAACUCCAACCAAUGCUACAGUAACAUCAGUCUCAACGACAACAACAAGUCCCACUCUCAACACAACUUCAUCAACAUCGACAUCUGAAAAACCAACGACACCCAAGGAACCAACUACAUCUGAGGAGCCAACAACGUUUACAGACGAGUCAACACCACCGAACAAUGGUUCCACUUUAUCAACAAAAUAUCCAACUCGCCCAACUCGUCCAACUCGACCAACUCCCACCAAGUCCACUACAACACCAUCUUCAAAUACAACCCAAGAAACAAGUUCAACUAACACUUCCACAGAAGGAACAAGCUCCACAUCAAACCAAUCAACACCUUCCAUAACUCCAACCAAUGCUACAGUAACAUCAGUCUCAACGACAACAACAAGUCCCACUCUCAACACAACUUCAUCAACAUCGACAUCUGAAAAACCAACGACACCCAAGGAACCAACUACAUCUGAGGAGCCAACAACGUUUACAGACGAGUCAACACCACCGAACAAUGGUUCCACUUUAUCAACAAAAUAUCCAACUCGUCCUACUCGUCCAACUCGUCCAACUCGUCCAACUCCCACCAAGUCCACUACAACACCACCUUCAAAUACAACCCAAGGUACAAGUUCAACUAACACUUCCACAGAAGGAACAAGCUCCACAUCAAACCAAUCAACACCUUCCAUAACUCCAACCAAUGCUACAGUAACAUCAGUCUCAACGACAACAACAAGUCCCACUCUCAACACAACUUCAUCAACAUCGACAUCUGAAAAACCAACGACACCCAAGGAACCAACUACAUCUGAGGAGCCAACUACGUUUACAGACGAGUCAACACCACCGAACAAUGGUUCCACUUUACCAACAAAAUAUCCAACUAGUACUGCUCGUCCAACUAAACGCACUCGUUCAACUACCACCAAAAAGACCACUACAACACCAUCUUCAACUACUAUGAGUUCAACAACAACAACACCUGAAGAACCAACAACAACCGAAGAGCCAACAACAGAAGAAUCAACAACAACAAUGGAUGGUUGUGGUGGUGAACACUCAACAGAUGAAUCAACUUCAACGACAGACGAGAUCACAAUAACUUCAGAACUUCCCAGCACAGAUGAUACUUCAACAACAAUGGACGAUUGCUGA
Episyrphus balteatus (marmalade hoverfly) is the source of this 8270-nucleotide messenger RNA. Its product is annotated as mucin-2-like. NCBI's taxonomy places the organism in Eukaryota, Metazoa, Arthropoda, Insecta, Diptera, Syrphidae. Gene Ontology annotation, cellular component: extracellular region. Gene Ontology annotation, molecular function: chitin binding. The record is from RefSeq and is a predicted model, not a curated record. The coding region runs from base 9 to 8270 and encodes 2753 amino acids. The transcript has a single exon.